Messenger RNA from Syngnathus acus (greater pipefish), 4515 nucleotides. Its product is annotated as lymphocyte antigen 75-like. The record is from RefSeq and is a predicted model, not a curated record. Bases 1 to 4515 code for a protein of 1504 amino acids. Lineage: Eukaryota; Metazoa; Chordata; Actinopteri; Syngnathiformes; Syngnathidae. The transcript has 40 exons. Gene Ontology annotation, molecular function: signaling receptor activity.
AUGACCCCGCCGGCCGCGCGCCUGGCGCUGGUUCUUCUGUCUUGCGUUGUAUGGAUGUUGUACAGCUGCGCAGACGGAACAAUCAAGACAUGUGACACAGACAACGGAUGGACUCUUCACGGCUCCCGCUGUUACAAGAAGAUGGAGACAACCAACGGUUGGCUGGGGGCUCGUCACGACUGCCUCUGGGAGGGCGGCGACCUUGUUUCCAUCACCUCCACGGACGAGGAAGACUUUGUGAAGCGGCAGAUGGGCGACCAGCCCUUCUGGAUCGGGCUCUCCAAUCUGAACUGCGAAGAGGACUGGUGUCAUUUUUUGGAUGUGGGAGAAAAGAAGCUGACUUGGUCCAGCACCAGUAUGACGCCGAACUACACCAACUGGGACUCGCGUCAAAAGGGAAGCUCCAACGUUGCUUCCUGCGCCUACGUCAACCAAGGUGUGGACCUCUCCAAUCAGCCUGGAAAGUGGAGACAUGGCUCGUGCCAAUCCUCCUUGGCAUACAUGUGCAAGUGGUCGCCCGACGACUGCCCGGACGGAUGGCCGUGUUCCUACAAAGACUUGGGUUACCGUUACAAUCGAGUUGAGACUUCCUUCUGCGACUCUGGCGAGUUCCUGUACAAGGACUCUUGUUACCAUUUUGAGGGGACCCGUAAAACCUGGCAAGAGGCUGAGGGUUUCUGCAAGAACAAGGGAGGUCACCUGGCCAGCCUCCACUCACUGGUUGUCGGACAAUUUUUGUUUGCUCACGUGCGACGAGAUGGACAAGGAUGGUUGGCUUGGCUGGGACUCAAGAAGAACAAUGGCAACUUUGAGUGGAGCGACACAUCAUCUCCAGAUGGCAAGGCCAGAGAAUUUCUUCCGCUUCUUCUGACGCCGACAUCAGCAUCAGGCAAGAGCCCAAAGUGCGGCUGGUGGCAGGAAAACCCCGCCAACGACUUCUGCUACCUGAUCAACUCCAAGGCCACCAAGACCUGGAAGGAGGCGCGAGACAAGUGCGCCCGCCUCAGCGGCAACCUGCUCGGCUUCGCCGACUCGCAGGAACACGCCUUCAUCCAAGGUCUUCUGCCAAACGCUUCCUCUUUGUGGUUGGACACCAACGACACCACGGUUGAAGACGGCAGCGAGCAGUCGGCCCAAUCCUCACCCAAUUCCGUCCAGUUGGCCGCCGCAGGUAACCCCGGCGACCCCUCCGGCCGACGCUGCAACUCCUUACUCGGUGGCGAGGGCGGCCGGGAAGUCGGCGAUUGCGAGAAGAAGCGCGGCUACGUCUGCAAGAGACGAGUCGUUCAGACAUGUGAAACAAACAAAGGGUGGCAACGCCUCGGCUCCAACUGCUACAAGAAGAUGGAGACCACCAACGGUUGGCUGGGGGCUCGCUACGACUGCGUCUGGGAGGGCGGCGACCUGGUCUCCAUCACCUCGCCCUACGAGGAAAGCUUUGUGACGGAGCAAAUGGGCGACAAGCCCUUCUGGAUCGGACUCUCCAAUCUGAACUGCAACAAGACCUGGUGUCAGUUCUUUGAAGCGGGACAAAAGAGGCUGACUUGGUCUAACACCGCUGUGACGCUGAACUACGUCAACUGGCACUCAGGUCAAGACGGAAGUGCCAGCGUUGGUUCCUGCGCGUACGUCAACCAAGGUGUGCACUCCUCCAGUCAGCCCGGCAAGUGGAGACAUGGCUCGUGCGGAUCCUCCUUGCCGUACAUGUGCAAGCGGGCGCCCGACGACUGCCCGGAGGGACGGCUGUGUUCCUACAAAGACUACGGAUUGGGCUACAAUCGAGUGGAGACUUCAGCUUCCUUCUGCGACCCUGGCGACUUCCUGUACAAGGGCUCUUGCUAUCACUUUUGGGAGAAGAAACGAACUUGGGAGGACGCCGAGAAGUUCUGCCGAGAAUCGAAAGGUCACCUGGCCAGCCUCCACUUACUGGACGAAGGCCAAUUCUUGGCUGGUCACAUGCCCUACAAAGGAGGAUUGCAAUCCUGGGUGGGACUCAAGAAACACGACAGAAUGUUUGAGUGGCGCGACGCAACACCUGCAGGCAAGAUCGAGUGGGUCCCACACAGGCCGGCCGGACGGGGUGACUGCGCUGCCUUGUCGCUGACUGGAAAACUUGAGGACUGGCCCUGCACCGAUAUUCUGCCAUUCAUCUGUAAAAAAGCCAAGGUCCAAGACUUUCUUCUUCCUCCGCCGCCAGGCCGGAGUGCAAAGUGCGGCUGGUGGCGGGACCGACCCUCCUCCGACUUCUGCUACCUGAUCCAACACAGGCCAACCAAGGCCUGGAAGGAGGCGCGAGACGACUGCCUUCGCCACGGAGGCGACCUGCUCAGUAUCACCGACUCACAUGAACAGGCCUUCAUACAAAGUCUGUACACUUUUCUGCUGAGCGCUCCCUCUCUGUGGUUGGGUAUCAACCACAACAUCACGAAAGACGGCAGCGGGUGGACUGACGGAUCCCCGUUGGGUUACGUCGUCAUGGACAGAGAUGACCCCGGUGACCCCUCUGGUGCGUCCUGUCUUUCCCUGCUCACAAGCAACGGCCGCUGGAGGUUUGACGAUUGCCGGAAGAAGGGAGGCUACAUGUGCAAGAAACGAGGAAACAUUCCAAAACCGCCGCAGCAGCCUCAUGACGCAUUAAUCGAUCCCAAGGCAUCAUGUGACGCCAAAAACGGAUGGAAUCCUUACGGCUCCAACUGCUACAAGAAGGUGGAGACGCAAAACGGUUGGCUGGGGGCUCGUCAGGACUGCCUCUGGGAGGGCGGCGACCUGGUCUCCAUCUCCUCGUUCUACGAGGAAAGCUUUGUGAAGAAGCAAAUGGGCGACAAGCCCUUUUGGAUCGGACUCUCCAAUCUGGACUGCAACAAGGACUGGUGUCAGUUUUUUGAAGAGGGAGAAAAGAAGCUGACUUGGUCCGACACCGGUGUGACCCCGGCCUACGCCAACAGGGACUCGCGUCAAGACGGAAGCUCCAACCUUCAGUCCUGCGCGUACGUCAACCAAGGUGUGCACUCCUCCAGUCAGCCCGGCAAGUGGAGACAUGGCUCGUGCGGAUCCUCACUGGCGUACAUGUGCAAGCGGUCGCCCGACGACUGCCCGGAGGGACAGCUGUGUUCCUACAAAGACUACGGAUUGGGCUACCAUCGAGUGGAGACUUCCUACUGCGACCCUGGCGACUUCCUGUACAAGGGCUCUUGCUAUCACUUUGGGAGGAUGGAGCGCACUUGGAAGUAUGCCGAGAAGUUCUGCCAAGAGUCGAAAGGUCACCUGGCCAGCGUCCUCUCAUGGGACGAGGGCAAAUUCUUGGCUGCUCACGUGCCAUAUGUAGGAGGAUUGCAAUCUUGGGUGGGACUCAAGAAGAACAAGGGCAACUUUGAGUGGAGCGACGCAACACCUACAGGCAACAUCACGUGGGUCCCAAACAGGCCGGCCGGACGUGGAGACUGCGCUGCCUUGUCGCAGACUGGAAAACUUGAGGACCGGCCCUGCACCAAUAUUCAGCCAUUCAUCUGUAAAGAAGCCAAGGUCCAAGACUUUCUUCUUCCUCCGCCGGCAGGCUGGAGUGCAAAGUGCGGCUGGUGGCUGGAGCGAUCCUCCUCCGACUUCUGCUACCUGAUUCAACGCAAGCCCACCAAGACUUGGGAGGAGGCGCGAGACGACUGCCUUCGCCGCGGAGGAGACCUUCUCAGCAUCGCCGACUCAAUAGAACAGACCUUCAUACAGAGUCUGCACACUUUUCUGCCGAGCGCUCCCUCUCUGUGGUUGGGCGUCGACAACAACGUCACCAAAGACGGCAGCAAGUGGAUUGACGGAUCUCCGUUCGUUUACAUCGUCAUGGACAGAGAUGACCCCGGUGACCUCACUGGUGCGUCCUGUCUUUCCUUGCUCACGAGCAACGGCCGCUGGAAGUUUGACGAUUGCCGGAAGAAGGGAGGCUACAUCUGCAAGAAACGAGGAAACAUUCCAAAACCGCCGCAGCAGCCUCAUGACGUAUUAGCCGAUCGUCAGUCACCAUGUGACACAGUCAACGGAUGGAGUUCUCACCGCUCCAAGUGCUACAAGAAGAUGGAGAAAACCAACGGGUGGCUGGGGGCCCGUUACGACUGCCUCUGGGAGGGCGGCGACCUUGUUUCCAUCACCUCCAAGGACCAGGAAGACUUCGUGAAGAGGCAAAUGGGCGACAAGCCCUUCUGGAUCGGACUCUCCAAUCUGAACUGCGACGAGGCCUGGUGUCAGUUUUCCGAAGCAGGAGAAAAACUGCUGACUUGGUCCGACACCGGUGUGACGCCGACCUACACCAACAGGGACUCGCGUCAAGACGGAAGUGCCAGCGUUGGUUCCUGCGCCUACGUCAACCAAGGUGUGCACGACAGCAGUCAGCCUGGCAAGUGGAGACAUGGAUCGUGCGGAUCCUCCUUGCCGUACAUGUGCGAGAGGUCGCCCGACGACUGCCCGGUGGGUCGGCUGUGUUCAUACAAAGACUACGGAUUGGGCUACCAUCGAGUGGAGAGUGAGUAG